Messenger RNA from Cicer arietinum (chickpea), 1244 nucleotides. RefSeq names its product photosynthetic NDH subunit of lumenal location 5, chloroplastic. Gene Ontology annotation, biological process: protein peptidyl-prolyl isomerization; protein folding. Gene Ontology annotation, cellular component: cytoplasm. Gene Ontology annotation, molecular function: cyclosporin A binding; peptidyl-prolyl cis-trans isomerase activity. Lineage: Eukaryota; Viridiplantae; Streptophyta; Magnoliopsida; Fabales; Fabaceae. The record is from RefSeq and is a predicted model, not a curated record.
CAACGAAAUAUAUGAUAAGCCAUAAGUAAGAGGAUAUUAUAGUAAUUUGAGGGUGAAUCCAUACCACAGGGCAUCGACCGGGUUUGAGUUUGAGAUAGAUUGGGCAGGCAGAGCAGAGGUGAGCAUCCGGUCGCGCGAGAAUAGACUGACUGAGUAUUCAUCCAUCCAUCCGGUGGAUAGUGAUUGUAAUUCUGAUGGCGGCUGCUUCAUUCAAUGUUACAACAACACCGCUUUUUUCACUGUCAUCAAAUGUCGCAGAAGCAAGAAUUAGAGCUCUGAACCCUAACCCUAACAGUAUCGCCAUCGGUGUGAGGGGAUUUGGCGGCGGUGUGAAACUUCAACAACAGAAUUGGAAUGUUAAUGCUGCUGCGAGAGUGAGGAAAACAAUGAAAGUGAGGGCGGGCAGUAGCUCAUCAGAGGAAGAAGUAAUAGUACAGUCAAAAGUGACUCAUAAAGUAUACUUUGACAUCAGUAUUGGAAAUCCAGUUGGGAAACUGGUGGGAAGGAUUGUGAUUGGAUUGUAUGGUGACGAUGUCCCCCAAACUGUAGAGAACUUCCGUGCUCUUUGCACCGGAGAGAAGGGCUUUGGAUACAAGGCCUCCUCCUUCCAUCGUGUCAUCAACCAAUUCAUGAUUCAAGGGGGCGAUUUUGACAAAGGAAAUGGAACUGGAGGCAAAAGUAUAUAUGGUCGUACUUUCAAAGACGAGAAUUUCAAACUGUCUCAUACUGGACCCGGAGUUGUUAGCAUGGCAAAUGCAGGUCCCAACACAAAUGGGAGUCAAUUCUUCAUCUGCACCGUCAAGACACCAUGGUUGGAUCAGAGACAUGUUGUAUUUGGCCAAGUUUUGGAAGGCAUGGACAUUGUUAGGUUGAUUGAAUCUCAGGAGACAGAUCGCGGUGACCGUCCCAGAAAGAAGGUGGUUAUCAGUGACUCUGGUGAGCUUCCAAUUGCUUGAUAUGUUUCCCUGUCAUUUUCUUUUUCUCUCUUGCUGCUGAGGAGGAAAACAAACAAAAGGAGCUCCUGCUCUCUCAAAUUUUUGUUUCGCUAUUCAAAAUGACUUCACUAUCUUUUUAUUUUCAUACUAGACAGAUGUCUAGACCUAUUUGUAUUCUAGUAGAAAUAUAGUUGAAGUUGGUAUCAUAUUGGAAUCAGAUGUGAAUGAGCAAACAUUCUGUAAACAAGAUUUUGAACGAAUUCCCUCUUUCUCUUUCCAAGGAUAUCCUUCAAUUUUUUUAAGAUGAUA